AUGCUGAGAAUGAGAUGGGAACUGCUGCUAUUGGCCAUCAUAUACUGGCAAAGAGGUCACACAGAUAUAAGCGAGUCUAAGCAAGGUCAUGUGUCUGUGGUCAUCGUGGGUGGAACGGGGGAUCUGGCAAGGAAGUACCUGUGGCAAGGCUUCUUCCAGCUUUACGCAGACCAGGUGGGCAAAGGACACACCUUCUCAUUUUACGCCGGUGCCCUUUCGCCCGAUGAGAAGGGCACGGCCAUGCUGUUUGGGAUCUUGAAGGAGCUGGCUUGCCCUCCGGAGCUCUCCGCAGAGCGCUGUGCGUUGGUCAAAGAGCAGUUUCUCCAUCUCUCUCAGUAUCGCCAGCUGAAGACCCUUGAAGACUACGAGAAGCUCAACCAGCACAUCAAACAGCAGAUGGAGCAGGAGGGAAUGGUGGAAGCAGGCAGGCUCUUCUACUUGUCCGUCCCAGCGUUCACGUACGCGGACAUUGCAGAAAAGAUUAACAGCACCUGUCGUCCCGUGGCUGACGUGUGGCUAAGGGUGGUACUGGAGAAGCCAUUUGGGCAUGACUUUAAUAGCGCCCAGUUCCUCGCCAAACAACUGUCGGGCAGCCUAAAAGAAGAGGAGAUGUACAGGAUUGACCACUAUUUAGGGAAACAGGUUGUCUCUAAAGUGUUGUCAUUUAGAAAAGAGAACAAGAAACUUCUGGACCCUAUCUGGAACAAGCACCAUAUUGAGAGAAUAGAAAUUGUAUUAAAGGAAACCCUGGAUGCCAAAGGCCGAAUUCAGUUUUAUGACCAGUACGGUGUCAUCAGAGAUGUACUUCAGAACCACCUCACAGAAAUCAUGACCCUGAUGUUAAUGAACCUUCCUGCAAACCUGUCCAACAGUGAGGAGAUACUUCAAAACAAGCUUCGUUUCCUGGCUUCACUUCAGGAAGUGGAUAAAAGCAAUGCCGUUGUAGGCCAAUAUCAAGGGUACAAUGGAGAAGUUCAGGAGGAGCUGAAUAAAACAAAGGAUUAUGUCAGCCUGACCCCCACAUUCGCUGGUGUGCUGAUUCAUGUCAAUAAUGCACAGUAUGAUGGCAUCCCCAUAUUUAUGACCUCGGGCAAGGCGCUCGAUGAACGAGUCUCAUAUGCUCGCGUCAUCUUCAAAAGCGACACAUUUUGCGUCCAGGAUCUCGACAAUGUCCAGUGCAAAGCCAAACAGAUCGUAUUUUAUCUGGGUCAUGGAAACCUUCAGUACCCUGCGAUUCUUGUGAGCAAAAAUCUGUUCAAACCCGACCUAGUGGGCAGCGAUUGGAAAGAAGUCACAGAAUACAAAGACGUGAACGUGCUGGGACUCCCGCUCAGUGAUUAUUACAUCCAGUCACCGGUUAUGCCCAGGGAUCCCUAUUGCGAGCUGAUCCCACAGAUCCUCAUUGGCCGUAAGCAUAGUUUUAUUAGUACCGAGGGACUCCUCGCUUCCUGGGCCUUCUGGACUCCACUUCUCGACAGCUUGGCUCGUGUCUUUCCACGUCUGUACCCUGGUGGUGGCGCCAACGGCAACCUGCUGAACCUUCAGGUGCGUGGCCACCAGGUAUCCUUCAGUCACGAGGCCGUGGUCAACAUCAUAAACGCUGGGGACGAAGAAAACUUUCAGGUUAUGCAAGGGAAGUUCCGGAGUUCGGAUAUGGUGUCCGCCUGGACGGAAGAGCUGGUGGAGCGCUUGGCCGCCGAUCUUCUGAUGGCCGCCGAGGAGGCUGUACGCGAAGACGGUCAGUUUCAUUUGGCGUUAUCAGGCGGCUCCAGCCCGGUGGCUUUACUCCGCACGCUCGCCCUAAACCUCUACACCUUUCCAUGGCACAGCACUCACAUAUGGCAGGUCGAUGAACGUUGCGUCCCACACACGGGAUCGGGCUCCAACUUCCGGUCUGUUCACGAUCUUCUCCUUCAGCAUAUCCACAUACCGUACUUUAAUCUCCACCCCAUGCCGGUGCAGCUUAACCAGCGGCUGUGCGUGGAGGAGGAUGGUGGUCCCAAAUUAUACGAGCAUGAAAUGAAACAAUUCAUCAAUGCCUCCAGUUUCCACUACGUCCUGCUUGGUGUGGGCCACGACGGCCACACCGCCUCGCUGUUUGAAGACACCAAACUGGACGUUGAUGACGAACGUUUGGUGAUUCUUACGGAGAGUCCCGUUAAACCUCACCAGAGAAUGAGCCUUACGUUUACAGCCAUCAAUAGGGCUCGAAGGGUUAGUGUUUUAAUUAUGGGAAAGGGUAAACAUGAACUUCUCACUCAGCUCAGCCGAAUUAAAGGUGAAUCAACCAAGUAUCCCAUAACCAAGGUACAACCAAAGAAUGGUACUCUUGUAUGGUAUAUAGACUACGAUGCACUGUUAGGAUAAGUCAAUAUGGACCAAUAAAGCCACCAGCCAAGCCUCUAUAGUUCAGAUUGAAUGUUGUAUUAAGAAUGAUUGAUAGCAUUAUAACAGUGACGUUUCCAGUUAAAGUGGGAUUAUGAAGGAGUGCAUUGAGUGACUGCAAGCCCUUAAUUUUAUUGUGUUUUUGGAAUUAUGGAAUUAUAAAUGAUUGUGAAUUAUAAAUCAAAAUCUCAGGAAUAUCCUAAUGAAAUUGUUAAAGGGAACUUUAAAGUAUGUUGCUAUUCACAAACAUCAAACCAGUCAUAAUAUAAAAACUAUAAUGAUACACAAAUUUAUUCCACAUGCAUUCAAAUAGAUAAUGUGACCAAAUUGUGAUCAGCAUGUAUGUUUUUAUUUUUAAAGAAAAAAUGUUAUUUGCUUAGCCAGGUUAAAUUUGAGAUGUGGGACCAUCUUGGCCUACGAGGGAACAAUAGACAUGGUUACUUCUUUCCCCUCUUCAUUGACAAUGUUUACCUUAUCUAAGGAAGGAACCUUAAUAAUUUCAUGUCCACAAAUCCAAUGUUUGUACAUUUCUUACUGGAUCGAUUCAAGUUUCUGUUGUCUAUAUUGAUAAAACCAUUUUAAAACCUU
Molecule: messenger RNA, 2973 nt
Organism: Paramisgurnus dabryanus
Lineage: Eukaryota; Metazoa; Chordata; Actinopteri; Cypriniformes; Cobitidae
Gene: h6pd
Product: hexose-6-phosphate dehydrogenase (glucose 1-dehydrogenase)
Biological process (GO): pentose-phosphate shunt; pentose-phosphate shunt, oxidative branch; glucose metabolic process
Cellular component (GO): endoplasmic reticulum
Molecular function (GO): glucose-6-phosphate dehydrogenase activity; NADP binding; 6-phosphogluconolactonase activity
Source: RefSeq, a predicted model, not a curated record